GUUAAUUUGUUUUAGUGGUAAGAAAGUUUUUUAACUCGUGUAAGGUCAUUUGGUCUUACUGGCUCGUCUGGAUCUGUCAAAGUAGGAGUAAUGGGUUCGAGUUCUAAGCGGGAGCGUUGUGAUUCCCAGUCACUACCCGAGAGAAACUCGUUGAACGGUGAUGAUAUCGAGCACGAAGGCGAUAUUCUUACUCCAUUCACCUAUCAAUGUAGGGUUUCAACGUUGCAGUAUUUUAAGAUGUACUUGCUCACUGUAACAAUACUCCCUUUUCGUGCUUUGAUAAUUGGUUUCCUUUUCAUUGCUACACUUCUCGUUGCAAAUAUAUUCUGGAUUGUAUACGGCUCGAAAUCUCAAGUAAAACCUAUCUGCGACUUUAGAAGGUGGCUUAUCCUGCCGAUCGUACGUAUGUCUGCUCGACUUGUCUUCUUUGUCGGGGGAUUCCAUUGGAUUAAAAUCCAAGGAAUACGUGCGUCACGUAAAGAAGCGCCUAUUAUGGUUAUUGCACCUCAUUCAUCCUUCCUUGAUGCUCUUCUUGUUGUGGUUCUUGGCUUGCCAUCCGUUGUGGGAAAAACGGAGUCAGCGGAAUCUUUUGUUGGUGGAUUUGUCAGGAUGCUCCAACCCAUUCUGGUUAACCGAGAAGAUCCCAAUUCCAGGAAGAAAGCAAUUCAAGAGCUUAUUCGUCGUGCAAAAUCAGAAGAGGAUUGGCCUCAGAUUGUUAUUUUCCCGGAAGGCACUUGCACUAAUCGAAGCUGUAUUGCAACGUUCAAACCAGGGGCUUUUAAUGCAGGUGUACCGGUUCAACCAGUAAUCGUUCGCUGGCCAAAUAAAGUGGACAGCGUGACUUGGGUCUGCGAAGGUCCUGGUGUGUUUAAGUUACUAUGGUUGUUGCUGUCACAGUUCAACAAUAGAUUGGAAAUCGAAUUUUUACCAGUUUAUCAACCAAACGAAGAUGAACAAAUGGACGCUCAAUUAUAUGCUAAUAAUAUCCGUCGGAUCAUGGCGGAACAUUUGAAUGUCCCACUCUGCGAUUUAUCUUACGAUGACUUCUGUCAAAUCAGAAUAGCAUUCAAAUAUAAAAUACCAGGAUAUGAAACAGUAGUUUAUUUGAACUCUUUACUCCAAAUGAUGUUUGCGCUUGAACAUAAUUGUGAUUUGAUAACGGAUGAAGAUAAACAAGCGGAAUGGUUUCAAAGACGUCUUGAAAGCAUGCUUGGUGUAUGCCGACAUAAACCGUACUUAUCACGAAUGGAAUUUACUCAAACACUAUUUCAAACAAGUCAACCUAAUUCAAAAGCUAAUUAUCUAAUCAAUUUAGUUGUGAAAUAUUAUAGUGAUCCAUCAUCAAAUAAUCUGAAUUUUCGUAUGUGUAUGGUUCAUACAUCUAUGCUACUAUUUCCAAAGUUGCCUCAUCAAGCAUUUUACUAUGCUACAAAGGCAUAUAAUCUGUGUUCACAAUCUGAUGUAAAUAUGGUGAAAGAUUGGGAAAUUAGUCGUUCUGAUGCAGCGGAGUUAUUGGGUUUUGCGUUCACUUUAGAAAAUGACGAAACAGUUAAGCUUAUAAUUGAUCGUGCUUACCUGAUACGUAAAUCUACUCAUUCAGAUAAUUCAUCCAGUGGAAUUAGUGGGGAGCACUUAUAUGAGGGCCUUUUAUAUCACCUGCCGGAUGUAGCUAAUUGUUAUGCUCAUUUUGAUGCAGAAAUCAACAAAGUUUUUGGUCGUCAUCGUCGUUCAUUAAUCGACUCAACUUCUACAUCAGAAAGUGAUCUUAAUGAUUUAAAAUCAACACAUUCUGUCCUUGUAGUUAAUUCUUUGAAUGCUACAAGCUGUCCAAACAUUACAACUAUCUCAAAUAAAAAAACUGAAAUAUUGCCCAGUCAUUUUGAGUGCAUUGAUGUUACAGAAAUCCCACCAAUUGAAACUAAUAAUUAUUCUGAAAAAUUGAAAGAUAAUGUCCACCUAAGCAACAGUCCGCUCAGAGAUGAUCAAAGUAUUAACUUUCGUGGGCGUUAUUCCGAACGUGGUAUGUAAAUUAUUCAACACGAACAUCGUUUUCCCGUAUUUUGCUAUUUUUUUUUCAUUGAUGCAAUUUCUGGUUCCAUGCAAAAUAAAAGAUUGUGAAGGAUCGUUUCUUGUGUCUUCUUCGUCUUAUUUCGUUUUAAAUAUCUAUUCAAAUAAGUCUGUAGAAAUGUUCUCUCUCUGCUAAAAUACAGAUUUAGAUAUUUAUAUUUUAGUAUUCCAAAAUUAUAAUUUGAAGUCCAUUAUGUAAAUUUGUAAUAAAAUAUGUUUUUCUGCAAAGUUUUUCAAUACCUGUACUAAAUUACACUCUCCUUGUUGGCUUGUAUUGCUUACAUUUUUGAAAACAUGAUAUCAAUGUAAUAUUUUGUAAUACAAUUUCAAUUCUACCGUAUAAGUAAACAUUUUUUCACUUUAUUCUUAUUAAUUUCUCAUAUUGAUAAAUACAACUGAGUAAAAUUUCAGGAAUUACAAACAGGACUUUGUUCAUAGUUGAUUAAAUCAAUACAACGCAUUGUGUGACUUUAUUUAUGUGUGCUUUAAAAACAUUACCACAAGAAAAUAAACACGUAGUUUCUAUUCUUGUCGAAAACUACUAAAAUUUGUUCAUUUUUAUUCGAUAUCUUGUCUUGUAUUUACUUACAUUCUGUUUAUUUCUACAUAAGUUACCUUUUAUGACUGGUGUUCGCCCUCCUUUUAUGUUCACGUUUUAUAUAUCGUUUUCUCAGCGAGAUUUUUAUUUGACGUUUGUAAUUAUUUAUGAGUGUUAUGAAUUUCGAAAUUCACUUUUUUACGGUCUCAUCAAUCGUACAUCCGUCCAAACACAUUCUUGUCUUAUGUAUGUGUGUAAAUUAUAUAUAUAUUUAUAUAUAUUCGUGUUUUUAUGCAAAAUUCCUGCCUUAUAACAGUUUUGUGUUUACUGGUGAACUGUUUUUUAUCAACAAUAAUAAACUAUACAUAAGUCGUUUGAUUUUUAUCUACCGUUGCUUUGAACUUUGAUUAUUUAUCAUGUGAUACGAUGCAUUUGGUAAUUUCUUUGUACCUCCUAUGGAAGUGAUUUACCAGUUGAACAUUGUCCCACCAAAUCUGUGCUUGGCAUGCAUGUGUCUGUAGAUGUGUGACUGUGAUCUAUUUUUAUUUUUGUAUAUCGGGCAUAAUUCAAUGGUAUUGUUUCCACUGUAGUCCCUGAAGUACAAACUCACUAAAUAAUUACUACUUGUGAGACUUCAAAAUACUGCCUGUUUACACGUAUGUUAAGUUUUAAUUAUUUGAAAGUGUAGAUAAGAAUUCUCAGACUAAUGAAAACACUUCGAUUAUAUUUUUAGAAUAUUCACGCAACAAAAUUAUUCAUUUUCAGCAAUACAGCCUGCAAAUACACGUGAUGAAUGUAGCCAAUUUUUUGUGACGUAAAGUCAUCCAUAGUAUUGCAACUGCAUUCAUCUGUUUUCUAGAAACUGAGCCCAUUUUCAUUCUAAACAGUUGUCGAGGAACAAUAAAUACUUUACCUUUGUUUUAUCUGUUACAUCGUAGAUAGUUGUGCCCUCAACCCAGUAUUUAUUAUUUAUAAAAUUUAUCCACGAAACC
Molecule: messenger RNA, 3597 nt
Organism: Schistosoma intercalatum
Lineage: Eukaryota; Metazoa; Platyhelminthes; Trematoda; Strigeidida; Schistosomatidae
Source: the annotation of a GenBank genome assembly